Molecule: messenger RNA, 1041 nt
Organism: Closterium sp. NIES-65
Lineage: Eukaryota; Viridiplantae; Streptophyta; Zygnematophyceae; Desmidiales; Closteriaceae
Source: the annotation of a GenBank genome assembly
AUGCGCCUUCCACCCUCGUCUGCCUUCCACCCUCGUCUGCCUUCCACCCUCAUCUGCCUCCCACCCUCGCCUGCCUUCCACCCUCGUCUGCCUUCCACCCUCGUCUGCCUUCCACCCUCGCCUGCCUUCCACCCUCGCCUGCCUUCCACCCUCGUCUGCCUUCCACCCUCGCCUGCCUUCCACCCUCGUCUGCCUUCCACCCUCGCCUGCCUUCCACCCUCGUCUGCCUUCCACCCUCGUCUGCCUUCCACCCUCGUCUGCCUUCCACCCUCGUCUGCCUUCCACCCUCGUCUGCCUUCCACCCUCGCCUGCCUUCCACCCUCGUCUGCCUUCCACCCUCGCCUGUCUUCCACCCUCGUCUGCCUUCCACCCUCGUCUGCCUUCCACCCUCGCCUGCCUUCCACCCUCGUCUGCCUUCCACCCUCGUCUGCCUUCCACCCUCGACCACAGCAGCUUGGGAGGUGGUACGUUGCAUGGUCAAUCAAGCCCCUAAUCAAGACUCGCCAAGCAGAGGAGAGUGGGACAACUCUUCUGUCCUUCACUGCUCUGCACUUUUCUACCUUAUCUGACGUCCCUUCUAAACCUGCUUGUAGCUGCCAGGUCUGCAUUCUCUGCCAUCCCCUUGGGGGGGCUCUGGGGUGUAACACUCUCCCUUUCUGUGCUUCCUUCAGCCUCUUUGCUUGCUUGUGGUUGCGCCACCAGCACCACUGCAGCGUGGGAGAUGGGAGUGUUGGUCAAUCAAGCCCCAAAUCAAGACUCGCCAAGCAGAGGAGAGUGAGGCAACUCUUUUGUCCUUCCGCUUCUCUGCUCUGCACGCUUCCACCUUAUCUGCCGCCCCUUCCAAACCUGCCUGUAGCUGCCAGCGUUGUCUACCUUCUAUGGUCUGCAUCUCCUGCCAUCCUCCGCACCCCCAUCCCCUUACGGGGCUCUGGGGAUAUAACGCCCUCCUCCUUCGGGCAUGUGUUCCUCUCCCUUAUGCCGCCCCUUGCCAAGUCUGCGUCUUCUGCCAUUUGCGACCUUCCCCCGUCCCCAUCCCCUUAG